AUGGCUCCCCGUGCGAGCUCGCCGGCGCUCUCCGAGAAUGAAUUCGACAUAUUCGAUGCCCUCGCUGGCGGCAACGACGUUGAACAGCCACAGAAGGGGCUCUCGACCGACCUCGGUAUAGAUCUUGACAUUGGGAGUGAUGAUGGGUCGGACGACGAGGCCUUCAUUGCCGCCAAGCAGGCUGCCUCGAACCGCAAGGCUUCCAACGUGGGCAAAUCGGUCAAGAAAGGCGGAGGCUUUCAGGCAAUGGGCUUAAACGGCGCGCUCCUCAAGGCUAUUACACAAAAGGGCUUCAAGAUACCGACUCCGAUCCAGCGCAAGGCAGUGCCACUCAUUCUGCAAGGAGACGAUGUCGUAGGAAUGGCUAGGACAGGUUCAGGAAAGACGGCUGCGUUCGUGAUUCCCAUGAUCCAGAAGCUUAAGGCGCAUUCUGCAAAAGUUGGCGCUCGUGGAAUCAUCAUGUCGCCAUCCCGCGAACUUGCUUUGCAGACCCUGAAAGUUGUCAAAGAAUUCGGACGCGGGACUGAUCUUCGAACCAUCCUGCUGGUUGGCGGCGACAGUCUCGAAGAACAAUUCAGCUCUAUGACCACGAACCCCGACAUCAUCAUCGCGACGCCCGGCCGAUUCCUCCACCUUAAAGUCGAGAUGGGCCUGGACCUUUCUUCCGUCAGAUACAUAGUUUUUGACGAAGCUGAUCGUCUGUUUGAAAUGGGUUUCGCCGCGCAGCUUGCAGAAAUUCUCUACGCGCUGCCCACCUCGAGGCAGACUCUUUUGUUCAGUGCUACUCUCCCAAAAUCGCUUGUCGAAUUUGCAAGAGCCGGUCUACAGGAGCCGAAGCUGAUACGACUGGACGCUGAGAGCAAGAUCUCGCCUGACUUGAAAAGCGCAUAUUUCACGAUAAAGUCGGGAGAUCGAGACGGGGCUUUGCUUUACCUUCUAGACCAGGUCAUCAAAGUGCCGGUGGGCGAGACUGACGCAUCAAAAAGAGCAAAGGAGAACGCCGACAAGGCCGCCAACGGCAAGAAGCGCAAGCGGAGCGACCUGCACCCCAAGGACGCUCCAGUUCAAGAAUCCACGAUCAUAUUCGCCGCAACCAAGCACAGAGUAGAGUACCUCUCUAGUCUCCUCAAGUCUGUGGGAUACCCCGUGUCAUACGUGUACGGAAAUCUCGAUCAAACGGCGCGAAAAAUGCAAGUCCAAGACUUCCGAACAGGACUGACGCGAAUCCUCGUUGUGACUGACGUUGCUGCCCGUGGUGUGGACAUGCCGCAUAUUAACCACGUAAUCAACUACGACUUUCCCUCACAACCUAAGAUUUGUGUGCACAGAGUAGGCCGGACAGCUCGUGCUGGACGCAAGGGCUGGGCGUACAGUCUGUGCAGACAUGUUGACCUGCCGUACCUCAUCGACCUACAGCUGUUCCUCGGGAAAAGGCUGGUAAUUGGCCGGUCUAGUAACGAGGUCAAUUUUGCAGAAGAUUUCGUCAUUGGUAGUCUCGCGCCAUACCAACUCGAGUCUUCUGUUGAGCAAGUGAACAAACAACUCACGGAAGACGAAGAUCUGCAACUGCUACUGAGCGUGGCCGAGAAGGGCGAGCGACAAUAUCAAAGAACUCGAAACCAAGCAAGUACCCAGAGUGUUCACCGAGUCAAGGAGCUAGUGGCGUCUUCAAACUUUGCGGAUACACAUAUGCUCUUCAACGAUGAUAUGCACGACGCUUUGAGGGAGAAGGAGAAGAUGCUCGAGAGGAUACAGCUGUUCAGACCCGCUGAAACAGUGUUCGAGAUCGGAAGGCGUGGUACUGGUAGCGAGACGGCUGAGAUCAUGCGCAAGAGACGAGAGCAAGUCGCAAAACAGAGAGCGAAGCAGCAGUUGAACGCGGCAGCCGAGGCUCACGAAUCGGAUGAUGCAUCUCCCGAAGAACCGAACGAUGUCGACAUGGAUUCCGAUAACGACGCGUCUGCUGCUGGGGGUGGCUAUGAAUCCGACUCUGACGAACUCGAAGUAUCAAUCUCGCAACCAGCUUCGAAGGGCACAGGCAAAGAUGACUGGCGUUCGGACGAGUUCUUCAUGUCAUACCUACCCAAGGAGAAUAUGGCCGAGGAGAAAGCAUACGGCGUCACUGGAGGAGAUGCUGGCAACACAAACUUCGUCUCAGCAGCUAGGGCAGCAGAAAUGUCCCUGGUAAACGAUGAGAUUCAAGGCUUCGCAGACUCGAGCAAGUCGAAAAUGCGAUGGGACAAAAAGUCCAAGAAAUACGUAACUCGCGCCAACGACGAAGACGGAUCCAAGGGCGCGAAGAUGAUCCGCGGCGAGAGCGGCCAGAAAAUCGCAGCCAGUUUCCGCAGCGGCCGCUUCGACGACUGGCGCAAAGCAAACAAAGUCGGUCGCCUGCCGCGCGUAGGCGAAAUGGAAGCCCCCAACCGCUCCGCCAACUUCAAGACGGGCCGCCACUACAAGCACAAGGAGGAGAAGGCGCCCAAGGAAGCAGACAGGUACCGUGAUGACUACCACGUGCAGAAGCAGCGAGUGCAGGAAGCGAAGGAGAAGCGCGUUGGCAAGUUCAAGGACGGCGGCGCUAAGAGCGAAUUGAAGGACGUCGAGGCUGUCAGGAAACAGCGCAAGAUCCAGGAAAAGCGCAAGGACAAGAACGCGCGACCAUCCAAGAAGAGGAGGACGUGA
Molecule: messenger RNA, 2682 nt
Organism: Dothidotthia symphoricarpi CBS 119687
Lineage: Eukaryota; Fungi; Ascomycota; Dothideomycetes; Pleosporales; Dothidotthiaceae
Product: ATP-dependent RNA helicase-like protein dbp10
Exons: 3
Coding region: 1-2682 (893 amino acids)
Cellular component (GO): nucleus
Molecular function (GO): RNA binding; RNA helicase activity; ATP binding
Source: RefSeq, a predicted model, not a curated record